Messenger RNA from Chenopodium quinoa (quinoa), 1911 nucleotides. RefSeq lists its product as uncharacterized. The record is from RefSeq and is a predicted model, not a curated record. The transcript is spliced from 3 exons. Lineage: Eukaryota; Viridiplantae; Streptophyta; Magnoliopsida; Caryophyllales; Amaranthaceae. Bases 1 to 1911 code for a protein of 636 amino acids. Gene Ontology annotation, molecular function: nucleic acid binding; RNA-DNA hybrid ribonuclease activity.
AUGACGGCUCGCCUUCGGAAAAUUAUGCCUCUCUUGAUUUCGGAGGCACAAUCGGCUUUUUUGCCGGGUCGUUUGAUGUCAAAUAAUAGUCUUAUUGUGCAUGAACUCCUUACGUAUAUGAAUUCCUCUACUUCGAGAUUAUGUUCUGCGGCUUUGAAAUUAGAUAUGAACAAAGCUUACGAUAGGGUUAAUUGGGAGUUUCUUUGGGAUGUGCUUAAGGCUUUUGGGUUUCCGCCUUAUUGGAUUCAGCUAAUUAAACAAUAUGUUUCUACGGUCUCGUACCAGAUCCUUAUAAAUGGCAAGCCCUCUUCUGUCCUUCGGUCGGCUUGUGGUUUACGUCAAGGGGAUCCCUUAUCUCCUUAUUUAUUUGUUCUAUGUAUGGAAGUGUUUUCAAUUAUGCUGCGAAAGGCUGAGACUGCUGGUUUGUUUCAAGGUUUACGUAUUUCUAGACGUGCUCCUUCAGUCUCCCAUUUGUUCUUUGCAGAUGAUGCGUUACUUUUAUUCCGGGUGACACCUGAUGCUUGUUUGCAGCUCUUGGGAGUGAUUGACCGUUUUUGUACUGUUUUUGGUCAGAUGGUUAAUGCUCAAAGAUCUUUCGUUAAGUUUAGCUCGAAUACUCCAGAAGAUUACCGUGACUUCUUAAGUUCUGCUUUGAAAAUGCAAGCUAAGUCUUCGCUUGGAACUUACUUGGGUCUCCCGGUGGAUUUGGGUCGAGCCAAGUGUCACCAGUUUCAGCCAUUGGUCGAUAAAGUGAUGCUUCCUGGAACUAUUGCUGAUCGUAUUAAUCAUCUCUUAGCUAGAUUUUGGUGGAAGUCUAAUAAGUCUUCUAGAGGUCUGGCCUUGACUUCUUCUGCUUCCAACCAUCUCCCUCGAGGUUUAGGGGGUUUGGGAAUUCGUCAUGUACCCUCUUUUAAUUCUGCUUUGCUUGCUAAGAAAAUGUGGCGUUUAAUUCAUCAUCCACAGCUUUUAGUUUCGAGGAUUUACCGUGCUCGGUAUCCUCAUGUCAUAGGCUACAAAGCUACUACUUCUCCUUCCCGUCCUUCCUGGGGUUGUCGAAGUUUUUUAGAAGGAGCUCGCACUCUUUCUCAGGGAAUAAUGUGGAAAGUGGGCUCUGGCAAAAGGGUCCGGAUUCUGGAGGACAAUUGGGUUCCGGGUGUUUCUGUUCGUUUUAAGGAUUCAGCUCCCCUAGUGGGUCUUCCUUCUUUGGUUACGCAACUUAUUGAUCCCAUUUCCCAUGCUUGGGAUAUUUCUCAUAUUUUUCAACAAUGUGAUUUUACUUGCUUGGUGCAAGCUACUCAUCAUCUGGAGGCAAUUCGUUCGUUACCUAUGGAUCGAGACUUCUGUACUUGGUCAACCGCUACUAUUUCUGAGUUGGCAAAGGCCAAGAACUGGAAUGGUUUGGAUGACCUUAUAUCUUUUUGGUGGGCUGUCUGGUUAACUCGUAAUAAUCUUCGAUUCCGGUCGGAGGUUUUUUCUCCUGCUGGGGUUUUUGCAAUUGCGGCUAAUUGGUCUUCUAGGAGUAAGGAGGCUCGAGAAUUAUCUGAUCUUUGUCAGGCCUCGUGUCCUCAAGGUUUUGGUGGUCUUGGUUGUUCUUCUCAUCAUGCUCUGGGUUUGCUUCAGCCGUCUUCCCAGUAUGAUAUUAGUCUUGCCUUUGAUGGUGCUUGGACAGAUGUGGAUCAACGUGCUGGUAUGGGUUGGUUCUUAUCUUCCAACUUAUCUUCUCCGUCUGUUAGGGGAGGGGCUCAGGCAGGGUUUGCUUCUUCGGCCCUCCAUGCUGAACUUCUUGCUUGCCUUUUGGGUUUACAUCAUGUUAAAGAUAAAGGUUUCACAAGUGUCGGGGUUUUUACAGUUUGCAGUUCUGUCCCGACUCUGAUUGACCGUUAUACAACAGAUUCAAUUUCUGUUCUUUAG